Musa acuminata subsp. malaccensis (wild Malaysian banana) is the source of this 1414-nucleotide messenger RNA. RefSeq names its product malate dehydrogenase, mitochondrial. Gene Ontology annotation, biological process: tricarboxylic acid cycle; malate metabolic process. Gene Ontology annotation, cellular component: cytoplasm; mitochondrion. NCBI's taxonomy places the organism in Eukaryota, Viridiplantae, Streptophyta, Magnoliopsida, Zingiberales, Musaceae. The record is from RefSeq and is a predicted model, not a curated record. Gene Ontology annotation, molecular function: L-malate dehydrogenase (NAD+) activity.
UAUCUUCAAAAGCCCUAGCGCACAUCUUGCAUUCGCCCUCCUUACCUCUAUUCGAUCGGCGCCCUCGUCCCAUCUCAUCUCCUCCUUCCGCACUCAAUCUCUCUCUCUCUCUGAAACCAUGAGGCGCUUCGUGAUCAGAUCCCUCGAGUCGGCCAUCCGUCGGGGCGGCGCCUCCGCCUCUUCCUCCCGCCGCUUCUCCUCCGACUCUGCCCCCGAGCGUAAGGUCGCGAUCCUCGGCGCCGCUGGCGGGAUCGGCCAGCCCCUCUCCCUCCUCAUGAAGCUCAACCCCCUCGUCUCCAGCCUCGCCCUCUACGAUAUCGCUGGCACGCCUGGCGUCGCCGCCGACGUCAGCCACAUCAACACCCGCGCUGAGGUCGUCGGUUAUGCUGGCGACGAGCAGCUCGGCAAGGCCCUCGACGACUCCGAUGUCGUGAUCAUCCCGGCCGGCGUGCCGCGGAAACCCGGUAUGACUCGUGAUGAUCUCUUCAACAUCAACGCCGGCAUCGUGAAGUCGCUAUGCACCGCCAUCUCCAAGUACUGCCCUAAUGCUGUUGUUACUAUGAUAAGCAAUCCAGUGAAUUCGACUGUGCCAAUUGCAUCUGAGGUGUUCAAGAAGGCGGGGACAUAUGAUGAGAGGAAGCUUUUCGGUGUCACUACACUCGACGUUGUCAGGGCUAAAACUUUUUAUGCUGGGAAAGCAAAGGUUCCGGUAGCUGGUGUUAAUGUUCCUGUUGUUGGUGGCCAUGCUGGCAUAACCAUCCUGCCACUGUUUUCUCAGGCAACUCCUGCUAGUAAUGAUUUGUCUGAUGAUGAUAUCGAGGCUCUUACAAAGAGGACACAGGAUGGUGGGACGGAGGUUGUGGAGGCAAAAGCUGGGAAAGGCUCAGCAACUUUGUCUAUGGCAUAUGCAGGGGCCAUCUUUGCAGAUGCAUGCUUGAAAGGUCUUAAUGGAGUCCCUGACAUUGUGGAGUGUUCAUUUGUCCAAUCAAGCAUCACAGAGCUGCCUUUCUUUGCUUCAAAGGUAAGGCUCGGAAAGAAUGGACUGGAGGAAGUACUCGGACUUGGUCCCCUGUCUGAUUACGAGAAAGAGGGCUUGGAAAAGCUCAAGCCUGAGCUGAAGGCCUCCAUCGAGAAGGGCAUUAAGUUUGCACAGGAGAAUUAACGAGCCCCAACCUGUGGGGUUCCCAGAACCAUCAAAUUUUUGAUUUUGCAUCUGCGGUUGAGGUGUCCUUAUCUCAAUGCCUUUCUUUUCUAUUUUUUGGUCAACUUCGUGAGGCUUCCAAACCUGUAAUAAUAAAUCAUGCCAACUAUGAUUAAUCUGACAGGCCGAUCCGCAUGACUUGUUUAUUUUGAUUAUUUACACACACUUCGGAUGGUUUAAUUAAACUGGUAGGUUCACUGGCACAAUUUCUUU